AUGGAUUCUUCUGUAAUCCACCCUUCAAUAGUCAAUAUUGGCACAAAUUCAUACCUCCUCGGACAUGGCGUGUCCACGAACAUUAAUGGUGAAACUACUGAAGGCCAGGUGCCGCUAACCAUUCUUUCUGUCGAUGUGGGUAAUGAUCAAAUCACCCAAUCAUGGUUGGAUUCUAAAUGGGAAGAAUUCUCGAGGAAAGAUGAUGUAUGGUGUGACAUUUUUGCACGUAAUGUUUUGGCGCAAGAGUCUCCUGGAGUGUUGCGCCUCAUAGCCAAUGCUGGUCAAUCACAGAUCCUCACAUUGAGAUCGUUCGAAUGCGAAGGAGAUCUUCCUGAAGGUCCUUAUAUUCUGAGUGGUUCAAAAAUUUAUAGAAUUUAUAAAUUGUACUCAGACCCUCUCGGUGCAUUUGUUUGUGGCGUUAUGCCAACUGCUCCAGGUAGCAAUCGCUACCAAAGAACACUUAUGAAUUAUAUUCCAGUUCCAUCUCGACUUUACUCUUCGCCAUCAAAUCUUCGGCCACUCUUAGGUAAACGCAUAGCAGUGAAAGAUAUAAUUGACCUUGAAGGUGUCAAAACUACUGUCUGCAGCAAAGCAUACGAAGCCCUUCGAGAUGUAUCAAGCACCACGGCUCCAUCAAUUCAGAGACUCAUCGAUGAAGGAGCUGUGAUCAUCGGAAAAGUCAAGACAACUCCUUUUUCAUCUGGAAUGGGCCCAAGAGAUUGGGUAGAUUAUCAAGCGCCAUUUAAUCCUCGGGGUUGUGGUUAUCUAGACACUUCAUGUAGCAGUGCGGGAAGUGGAGCUGCACUUGCUGGAUAUGAGUGGUUGGACUUUACUAUUGGCUCAGAUUCACUCGGAAGUAUGGUCAGCCCCGCGGCUGAUAAUGGACUCUUUGGUAUCAGGCCCACUCACGGUCGUAUCUCUUGCGAGGGUCUUGUUCCGGUUUCAUCACAUCUCGAUACACCUGGCAUUUUCAGUCGGGACAUAUCGGAUUUUGGUGCUGCCACGAAGUUAUGGCUCGGUCCAUCUGAUGAUUCUGAUCCAAACCCUUCCUCUGUGAUGCCUACGAAGUUAACGAUCUUGUCGGAAAGAUACGAAAACUUAGCUCCAGAGAUGAAAAAGGUUAUGGAAGAUUUCAUACAAGAUUUCGAGAAGGCCACCCAGCUUCAGCGCACAACCACCACCAUGAAUGAGCUGUGGAAGUCACACGCACCUGAAGAUUCGUCUGAAAAGACCUUUGCGGAGACAUUCCAAACAACAUUGGCACAUAUUCAACUUUAUGGACACUACAACAAUACCAUCCCAUUCCGAGAAGAUUACAAGAGAAGAUUUGGCACAGAGCCGUAUGCAGAGCCAUUGCUCCGCUAUAAAUGGGAUCUCGGUGCGAAGCUAACACAAGAUCAACUCACCACAGCAUUGGAAGAGAAAGAACUGUUUUCCAAUUUUAUGAAAGAGCAUCUUUUCAAUGAUGGUGGAGUCAUGCUAUUGCCUUGUGCCCUACCAGAUAUCCCUUAUCGUGAUGGGUAUUUUGGUUCUGUAGAGGAAUCCGGCGCGCCGUGGCAAGGAUUUAACGUUCCUAUCACUGUAUUUUCAUCACUUGGUGGUGGGCCAGCAGUAUCAAUUCCUGUGGGACAACGUCUAUACGAUUCGAAAGUUACCGGAGCCAAGGAAUAUCAACCGGUUGGCUUGAUGCUAUUAGGUGCUCCAGGAACGGAUGAGUAUCUUAUCGACCUGUUGAAACAUGUCCUGGUGGCCUCUCAUCGACCGCUCAGUGUCAAGACGGGCAAGUUUGCAUUUUGA
Messenger RNA from Botrytis fragariae, 1797 nucleotides. RefSeq names its product putative glutamyl-trna amidotransferase subunit protein. The record is from RefSeq and is a predicted model, not a curated record. The transcript is spliced from 10 exons. Lineage: Eukaryota; Fungi; Ascomycota; Leotiomycetes; Helotiales; Sclerotiniaceae. Bases 1 to 1797 code for a protein of 598 amino acids.